Stegodyphus dumicola is the source of this 1778-nucleotide messenger RNA. RefSeq names its product Sestrin (gene Sesn). The record is from RefSeq and is a predicted model, not a curated record. Gene Ontology annotation, molecular function: L-leucine binding; oxidoreductase activity, acting on peroxide as acceptor. NCBI's taxonomy places the organism in Eukaryota, Metazoa, Arthropoda, Arachnida, Araneae, Eresidae. Gene Ontology annotation, biological process: cellular response to L-leucine; positive regulation of macroautophagy; regulation of response to reactive oxygen species. Gene Ontology annotation, cellular component: nucleus.
CGGAGCAUGACGUCAUUGUUAUCAGUUAUUGGUGGAAAAGUUGCCUGUUAGCCCAUGUAUUUCCUUCCAGCUGUUCGAUUAGAGGUUCGUGCUGUUCUUAGCCUUAAAGCAAAAUGGGUCAGAUGAGAUAUAAAAGUGUGAGAAGUUUAAGCAUUUCUGUGUAAGCAUAGUUGAUGAAAUCUGUCAUGAAUCAACUACCUGCGAAAGGUACUGGUACAAAGCUCUCCAGUAUUUAACUUCUAUUCCUAGAGGAUGGGAAGCGCAAGCUUCCCUGAGCACUGGAUGUCCUUCUAUAAUAAGAAUGACGGCUUAACUCAUGUUAUACGACAAAUAAGCUAUCAUCCUGACUAUUUGAAGGAGUUUCUUAGGACUGAAAGUUUUCUUCUGAAAGGAGAUGGCCCACUGCCUUUUCAUUAUAGACAUUAUAUAGCUAUAAUGGCUGCGGCUAGACACCAUUGCACAUGCCUUAUAAACCACCACAAACAAAAAUUUGCAGCUUUAGGAGGAAACUUACAGUGGCUUCAAGGACUACAAUAUUGCCCUAAGAAACUGAGGAAUUUGAAUGAAAUAAACCAAAUUCUUGCACACACGCCUUGGAAUCUACGAAAAUGCCAUAUUGAGAAGCUUAACAAAGGCUCUAAUAGCUGGUCAAUUGGAGAGCUUUGCCAAGCUGUGGUGAUUUUAGCACAUAUCCACUGCCUGUGUAGUUUCGUUUACGCAUCAGAAAUUUUAAGGCAAACGGAUGAUUGUACGGAUUGUGAAGAUUUAAAUGAAGAUGAUUCAAAUUCUGAGGAGGAAGCGCUUGGAACUGUUGAAGAACUUAUGGAAAAAAUGAGCAUAAUAGUACAAAAAAAGGAGAAAGAGUCUUCACAUGAAGAAAAGAGGGAUAUACCGUGUGCAGCAGAAUCAGCUAGUGAUUCCGAUAUGGAGAGAUUCAUAGAUGAUCAACAUUCAUCGCAUAAGGACUGCUCAAAUUUUAGUGAAAAUGAUGGAGUUUUUCACAUUCAGGACUGUACGUGGGAAGACCAUGCUUAUUCUCUUCUAAAUCGAUAUUACAAUGAAUUUGGAACCAUUCUUGAUGAGAAAUUUAAAGUUGCAUAUGAUCUCACAUAUUACACCAUGGGUCACAAGAAAAAUGUUGACACUACUAUAUUUCGGAGGGCUGUUUGGAACUACAUUCAUAAGAUAUAUGGAAUUAGUCAUGAUGAUUACAACUAUGAAGAAAUGGACGACUUGCUUGAGAAAGGUUUUAAAUCUUACAUCGAAACUGUAUGCUUCUAUCCGCACAAAAUUACUAAAGAUGCCCAUGAUGAGAUUAUGAGAGCGUUUAGGCAUUCAGAAAAGGUUCAUGUGAAUCUAAUGGUGUUUGAGGCUCGAAUGCAAGCGGAACUUCUUUACUCGCUUUCAGCAAUAGCUCAAUAUAUGACAUGAUAGUUCUUGGCAAUGAUUAUUGAGAAGUCUGAUGUGCCGGUAAUCAAUUGGACUAAAAAUAAUAACACUUUCCAUCAUUCGUGUCAUGUACAGUUUAAAAUUUUAGUUGAAGGUGUACAUAUAUAUUAAGUGAUGUAUAUAUGUUGCUAUGAGGUGAAGAAAAUCCUUUGAAAAAAUCAUUAACAUUUUCAAUAGUAGAACAUUUUAUUUUCCUUUAUAUAUAGAUAUAUAUAUAUUCAUGAACUCGAAUGUAUUCCCGAGCUGAUUUUGCUUACAUAUUUUGUGCCUAAAAUGUACAUGUUUUCAUUAUUAUUAUAAGUAAAUAAAAGUGUAUGUUUUUCAAAGAA